UUCAUUCAUGAUUGUUGGUUAAUCUCAAUUCAUUCUUUUCAGACCAUUUACUGGCGUGGACGUUCGUAUACGUUGUGAUCUAAUAUACAAUUUUAAGUAGAAUUGUUAUGUUGUUUUGUCAAACGUGACUUGAUUUGAUUUAUAUGUUUAUUUAGUUAAUAAAUAGUCGCGUAUAUCUACGAUUAUGUCUUUGAAAAAAACCUCGCAACGGGCUAGUGGCAGUAAAAAAAGAAAACUAAGUGACGGUUCCAUUGAUAUAGAAUUGCAUCGUAAUCUAGAUUUGUUUAGUGAUCCCGAUUUUCAAACACCGUCGGACGGUUACCGAGACCUGUUUGGUGAACUUAUACCGCCUAACGAGUGCGUCAAUAAUGCACAGGCUAAAGAUAAAUCGACUAAGAAAAAAACACCUGUAUCAAAGAGAAAAAAACUGCCAUAUGAAGAUGUUUUUGUAGAUACUCCAGUAAUAAAACCUAAAAGAGUGUUUGUUGCUACUCCAAGAAUGAUUAAAAUUAUGAGGGAGGCACAAAAAGAAUUGUACUCUCUUAUGGGUGUCAACAAAAGUUCGAGUAAUGUUUCAAUUAAAUCAAACGACAGCCUUAAUGUCAGCGGAGUACAACAUUUACAAGACAGUCCUAUAACAAGUAUAAAAAAUGUGGCUAAAAUAAAUACAGAGAAUAACGAUAAGAAUCCUCAACAAGUUCUUAAAGGAGUUGUUGCAUUUAUUGAUUACAAAAUCGACAAUGAACGCAUUGAUUCAAGUAUCAGUUCUAGUCUCAUUAAAAUAGGUGCCAAAGUCGAAAAAACAUUUAAUCGAAAAGUUACGCAUGUGAUGUUUUGUGAUGGCUACCGCAGUACAUAUAAUAAAGCAGUUGAACGUAAUAUCCCACUGGUAUCAGCAAGGUGGAUGGAAUAUAGCAGAAGAGCUAAUAAGAUACAGGAUCCAGCUGACUAUCCGCCUGUAGGUUUGGAAAAAUACACCAAAACACCAUCAAAAGUUAUUAAAAUUCCAAAAUCCAUGUCAUAUCAAAAGUUUCUAGAUCCAAGUUAUAUUGAACGUGACCAGCUAUUUAAGUCAAAAUGUGAUAGCAUUAUGAAACAAUUUAAUCUCAGUAUAAACCAUAAUGAUGAAAAUGGAGAAAAUCAUUCUAGCAUUGAGACUCAUCAAAAAAUGAUUGCGGAUGAUCUAGACGAUCUCCACAAACCAGAUCAUAUUAUUAAUAUAGUAUCAGAUGAUAUACGUAAAGUAUUAAAUAUGACUGAUAAUCCUGUAUCAGAUGAAAAACUAGAAGAAUUAAUUGUACCAAUUAGAAUAAUAAGAAAAUAUCUCACGCCUGAUGGAAAGGAGAAUACAACAUCUAAAAUACUUGAUAGUCAAAUAGCUAAAAUUGAAGAUCAACUAAAUUUAAAUUUUCAAUCUAGAAAACGAUUUCGUAAACUAUUAUUUCCUUCUGAUGAGGAUAUAAAUAACAUUCAAGAAGUUAUUAACUCUCCAACUCAAACCAAAGACAGUAAUUCCAAAAAAAUGUCUGUAAAUUCUACGAUUAUCCAGACACCAAAAGACUCUUUAGCAGAUAAUAGCGUGGUAUCACAGUCAAUUGCCUGUACUGGGAUGAUGAAAAGUGAAAUGAAAAUUUUAAAAUCAUCUAUAAAAACCUUAGGAAAAUUUGUUUUCCAUGCUACGGUGAAACCUCAAACUACCUAUUUAAUUACUAAAUCACAUUCUAAUCAAUCAUUGGAUAUUGUAUUUGCAAAGGCUUAUGGCUGUUUCAUUGUUUCGGAAGAUUGGGUACAUGAAUCGUACAGAAUUGGAAAAUGGUUAUCCCAUCAACAUUACUUGAUCUCAGAUUUGUCUGAACCUGUAAAGGAAUUUCAAUUACAACGUCACACAAAAUAUAGAUCAGUGUUGAAAUUUCAUAUAUUUGAUAAUGCUGGCAAAAUAUAUAUAUCAGAUACCUGUAAAUCGCCUGCUAAACUCUUAAAACGAUUGGUGCAUGCUUGUGGUGGUCAUUGUACAAAUACCAAAUCUAUCGCAAACAUUGUAGUAGGUGAUACACCAAAAAUGGAUAAUAAUGUUGACGAAAAAUGGAUUUUAGACUGUAUAACCCAAGGGAUAUUGUUAAAUAAAAAAAAAACAAAUGGUCAAUUUCGGAUAACUGCAUUCAUAAUAUCAAAUAGAGAAAACAAAAGUUUUGUGUUGUCAAAGCAAACAAGAUAUGUUCCAUUUCUUCAACAACAUAUCACAGAAAAGGCUUUAAAAAAACUGUGAAUAAUUCAUGUGUGUCUCAUGGUAUCUAAAUGGAAUAGAUUGUUAAAAGCUGCAAAUAACUAAACAUUUAUUCAGUGUGCAUAAAGAAUUAGGCGAUUAUGACAAGGAUUGUUCCUAGCAACACUUCAAAAUACUGAA
Rhopalosiphum padi (bird cherry-oat aphid) is the source of this 2404-nucleotide messenger RNA. RefSeq lists its product as uncharacterized. The coding region runs from base 185 to 2266 and encodes 693 amino acids. The transcript is spliced from 10 exons. The record is from RefSeq and is a predicted model, not a curated record. NCBI's taxonomy places the organism in Eukaryota, Metazoa, Arthropoda, Insecta, Hemiptera, Aphididae. Gene Ontology annotation, biological process: mitotic cell cycle.